Messenger RNA from Megalopta genalis, 5237 nucleotides. The record is from RefSeq and is a predicted model, not a curated record. Lineage: Eukaryota; Metazoa; Arthropoda; Insecta; Hymenoptera; Halictidae.
AUAUACCGGGGGCCUUCGUCGGGUGGUUCGGUUGGCGUAUGCGCCAGUAGUAAAUCUCGUGUUUAUGUCGGACAUGCGGAAUCGAGUCAGUGCGCGUUAUCCCUUCUGACCAGGGACGGUACGCAGCUCCUUUCAGUGCGUUUCAGUGAUCGUAACCACGAGACCGCGCGGGCUUCUAUCGUUCCGUAGUUUCGGCAUUCACGAUUUCGCAGCGGUUCAGCCACGAAACGACAAUUUCCUCGUGUUACCCGGAGACCUGCGAAAAUACGAUCUGACUCGAGAGAGUGACAUCUUCGAGAGACGAGAGCUAGGCGAGAGAUCAGGCUCGGUGCGAACCGGAGGAAACGAAAAUCGUACAACGAACGGUGAAUCGUGAUCGCGUAGAUCCAGCGGGUUCUCAGAACCGUCGAGAAUUCGUUCGUGAAAUUUAAAUGGUAUAUAUGGUUAGUGGUUGUGUCGCCAUUGCCGGCGGUGUGCAGUGAGGGAAGCACAUCGUGUACCGAGCAGUACCGAGAGCGAGCGCGUACACCGCCUGCGCCAUUGCUCGGGAGCUACCGAAUCCAGCGGGGGGCAGCACUACGCGAGUCAGUCGACGGUCUGCCGGCGAGCAGUGCGGACGCGUCGUGGAAAAGAGAAGCGGUCUGCGAAACACGGAUAGAGAAAGCGAGAGAGAGAGAACGGGGCCAGAGGGGGAGAGAAAGAGAGCGAGAGAGAUAGAGACAGAGACGGUUUGUCGUCGUCGGUUGCCCGCAAAUAUUUGCUGGCACGGCCGCGAUUUCGCCCCACCGUCGGUGGCCAACGUUAAACGCGUCUCCCGCGGACACAGAAAGCGAUCUCGUCUCCCCUCUCGCCCGUGGUGUCCGGCCCGGCCCGGCCCGAUCCGACGAACGAACGAACGAACACCCUCCCCAUCCCUCGGCCGCGCGGACCGAGCGUUACCCGCUGUUCUAGCAGCGCCGCGGCGGUUCCCCUCUAUUGAUCGAAUUCGACCAGCGAAGUUUCCCCUAGCGUGUGCGGUAGUGGCGGCCGGCAGUGGCUCUCGCGCUUACGUUCCUCGGUUGGUGCGGUAAAUAAUCGCGAUACCUCGGCAUGGCUACUCCGACCGCUUGCACGCGGUUCAGUGACAACUACGACCUGAAGGAGGAGCUGGGCAAAGGUGCCUUCUCGGUGGUGCGACGAUGCGUUCAAAAGAGCACCGGCCACGAGUUCGCGGCGAAAAUCAUAAAUACCAAAAAGCUCACGGCCAGAGACUUUCAGAAACUCGAACGUGAGGCGCGGAUAUGCAGGAAGCUGCAGCACCAGAAUAUCGUGAGAUUACACGACAGCAUACAGGAGGAGAACUGCCAUUACCUCGUGUUUGACCUAGUUACCGGCGGAGAACUGUUCGAGGAUAUCGUCGCGCGGGAGUUCUACAGCGAAGCGGACGCCUCGCAUUGUAUCCAACAAAUCCUGGAGAGCGUACACCACUGCCACCACAACGGAGUCGUGCACAGGGACCUGAAACCCGAGAAUCUGCUGCUGGCGAGUAAGGCGAAAGGCGCGGCUGUGAAAUUAGCGGACUUCGGUUUGGCGAUCGAGGUGCAGGGCGACGCACAGGCAUGGUUCGGUUUCGCCGGGACGCCCGGUUACCUCAGCCCGGAAGUGCUCAAGAAAGAGCCCUACGGCAAGCCGGUGGACAUCUGGGCAUGCGGUGUCAUCCUCUACAUCCUCCUGGUCGGUUAUCCGCCGUUCUGGGACGAGGACCAGCACCGGUUGUACGCGCAGAUCAAGGCUGGAUCCUACGACUAUCCCAGUCCAGAAUGGGACACCGUCACGCCGGAAGCCAAGAACCUGAUCAAUCAGAUGCUGACGGUGAACCCGAGCAAAAGGAUCACCGCCAGCGAGGCACUCAAGCACCCAUGGAUCUGCCAACGGGAGCGUGUCGCCUCGGUCGUCCACAGGCAAGAGACCGUGGAAUGUUUGAAGAAAUUCAACGCAAGGCGCAAAUUAAAGGUCGCUAUUCUGACGACCAUGUUGGCGACGAGGAACUUUUCCAGUAAGUAUGAUGCACAGGGUCGGAGCACGAAGAAGGGCGACGGCUCUCAGGUGAAGGAAUCGACCGACAGCAGCACAACGAUCGAGGACGAUGACGUUAAAGAGGAUAAGAAGGGCGGCGUCGACCGGAGCAGCACGGUCAUUGCCAAAGAACCCGAAGCUGGCAUCGCAGGGAGCGGUAGCAGCAGCGGUAGCAGCAGCAACAGCCAGAACAGCCAGACAGGCGCCUCGCCGUCAUCCCCCGCAGCUGUCUUCAUCGGAAACAACCACGCGACGACGCCCACGGCAUCGUCGCGACGCUACGACUCCGCGAGCAACGAACCGGAAGUUCGACGAGUCGGGACGGCUGGACACGUGCAGCAUGGCCAGGCCGAGGGUGGUCACACGGAAGACGCACGCCGUCAGGAGAUCAUCAAGAUGACCGAGCAGCUGAUCGAGAGCAUCAACACCGGCGACUUCGAGGCGUACACGAAAAUCUGUGAUCCACACCUGACCGCGUUCGAGCCGGAGGCUCUAGGUAAUUUAGUCGAGGGAAUGGAUUUCCACAAAUUUUACUUUGAUAAUGCAGUCCUGGGGAAGAACUGCAAGGCCGUGAACACGACGAUCCUGAAUCCCCACGUGCACCUGCUGGGCGAGGACGCCGCGUGCAUCGCGUACGUCAGGCUGACGCAAUACAUGGACAAACAAGGUGUCGCACACACUCAACAGAGCGAGGAGAGCCGCGUGUGGCACAAGAGGGACAACAAAUGGCAGAACGUGCAUUUCCAUCGGAGCGCGGUGACGGGACCGUCGCCGUUCUCCUUCAGCCACAAGUAAAUCGGCGAGCAGCCGCGCGGGGGAGGAAGAGUAGAAGCGGAUGUUGAGGUCGGAGAGGAUGGAAGCAGAAGCAGAGGAAGAGAAGAGUUAGCGCAUGAAAAAGGAAACGAGGGAAGGAAGAGGAAGAAGAGAAGAAGAAGAAGAGCCGACGUGUCGGUGGACGCUCGUCGCCUCGACGCGUGGACCGAACGAGCCGUGCGAGAACCUGAAAAGCCACAACACGAUUCUACACGAGGAACUCUCUUUCUCACACACGAACAUACCGCAGAAACAGAUACACGCGAGAAACGCAGUAGACGCGCGACGAACGAACCUCGUACCGGUUUCUCCGUAGAUCGAUAAAUAUAUAUACAGUGAACGCGCGGGUUUGCGCGUAGAUUUAUUGGAUUCGUCGAUCGACAAGACUCCUACGCACGCUUCGGCGUCGAAGGGAAAUUGCCGAAACGAUCGUUCGACGCCGGAAAUCCUCCGCGAACAUUCGACAAGCUUAGAAGCCAAUCUCUCGCCGUCGAUCGCAGAAACCGUGGCUGUAAUUAUCGCGUCGAGAAGAGACACGCUGGUUAGAAGGAUCCUGGAUGAUCAAAGAACUCGAGAGAGAGAGAGAGAAAGAUAACGGCUGCGUCGAUAACACGAGGAAGGGGUAAAGGACAGCCAUGGAACAGAGAUACAAGAGCAGAGAAAAGGUGCGAUCGAUCGACAGAGAAAACAGGGCCAUAAACGACAAGCCAUACCAAAAAAAGGGAUUAGAAACGGUCGCUGCGGUCGGAUAAUAAGAAACAAGCUCGGGGAGCAAGAGUGGUGGCAUGUCGUAGGGGUGAGGACCGGCAAACCGAGCGGGAAGGUGUUCCAGUCGAGUCGGUGCUGGGUACCGACGCGGAAGUAGGACCGGGAUAGUCCGUGGCAGAGGUUCGCGAUCGACGAGAUUGCGCCGGCAUGUCGGCAUCCACGUAUAAUUUAGUUCGUACGAUAGUCGCUGUACAGAACAAUCUUCCAUGUAACACUUUUCUUCGAAUUUUCGUUCUCGUCUCUCGUUACGACGGUACCAAGUUAUUCAUGUAUUAUCGAGCACGCGCGACAUACACACACGUACACACACGUACACACAUACAGACGCAGAGACACAUAGGUACACGCGUCUAGCGAUUCGAAGAUCGUUAGUGCAUUGUCGCGGGCAUUGUUGGUGAAUUGUGCGCGGACGGUGGAGUUCUGUUGGAGUUCGUCGUCGACAGCUGCUGUGUGCAGACUUCUUCGCGGUAUAUAAUUUAUUGGAAGUCUCCGGAUCUUUGAAAACCUUGGUCGUGCUUGGAAUCGAUUUAAUCGUGCAUGAUAUUACUAAAUUUCUAUUGUCUAGAUCAAGUUAGUCGGAUAUAUCGCGUUUUUCAGUCGUAUAAAAAUUGCUUGAUUCAAUUAGAACAUACAGAUUCGACGCUUAAAAUUGAGGCAAAGCAGUAUUCUAUUAAAUUCGUUGAAUCAUUUUUACAAUCUGCUUGCAAGGUAGAGCGAAGAACCUCAACGCGAUGUCACUGCAUUAAAAGCGUAAUUCAAAUCCUAUUUAAGCAACCUUGUCGAUCGGUAGCCAUUUUAGCAUUGAUCACAAGGUUCGCCAAAGCCCCGCACGAUCUCCUAGCCGCGAAAGGGUUGAAAGUAGAGGUCGAGAUUUCCGCAUACAAAGACACGAUCCACAGACAAACACAUAUACACACCAUACACACACACAUACACACACACACACAAAGAUAGAAAACGCGCGAUCGUCCGAGAGAUGGAAGAGCGAUCUUUAAACGUUGUUACCUCAUUGUGAGACGGUCUCGCGGCUGCAGUGACGCGCGGCAGAAGCCAUAAAGCUAAAGAAACGUAGAACGCAGUCGACAGGCAGACGCAUAAAAAGAGAGAGAGAAACCCGAGGUUGAUAAUUAGAAGGUAGAGGUGUUCGCGAAGCAACGAACAGAUAGAACGAAGAAGAAGCGAGACGUCGAGGAGGGGAAAGAAAAGAUGUCUAAAGGGAAAAUACAAGAGAGAGAGAGAGAGGAGAGAGGAGAGAAUAGAGAGCGUGGUUCUAAAUACUAAUGCCUGUCUUCGGAGGAAGAUAUCAACGAUCCACGAAGAAUCGUGGAACAAAGUCGUGACUUCCCCCCAUUCGCGUUGACACUCGACGUUGACGCGCGUACGCCGCGCGCGUAUACAUGUAUAGAUACAUCUAUAUAUAUAUACACACACAUCGAUCCGCUUCCGGUCGUUGGUCAGGACCGACGAGGGACGAAACUCGCGAGAAAGAGAGAAAAAUCGUCGAAUCUCUCGGCCUUUGGACCGGCGGAAUCCGGCUGGUGAUCGAACAGUUUUUUUGUCGAAUUUACCUUCAUUAAACACGAGAAUAAUGAAUCUUUCUA